Ectocarpus sp. CCAP 1310/34 is the source of this 563-nucleotide messenger RNA. The record is from the annotation of a GenBank genome assembly. NCBI's taxonomy places the organism in Eukaryota, Phaeophyceae, Ectocarpales, Ectocarpaceae.
AUGCAUACUUCCAGAAGUCGGACUUUUAAUCUCCAAGGUGAAGCGCUCCUGGCAGUACUUUCGGAUACACGCCCAAGUGGCUCUGCCCUCACGGUUGAUCUCCCGCCUGAGCUCAUCACCUUUUCUGACACGGCCAAGGUGUUGGAACUCCGCUGUCUCGGGGUAUCUCUGUCUCGCUGCUUCGAUCGCCAAUGGAGCCUGAAGGUGGUGGAGGUGGCGCUUCCGCCGUCGGCUUCUUCUCCGUCACUGGCACCCCAAAGGCUCCAAACAUCGACAGAGCCAUGUAGGUCACUAUCCUCACCAGUCCUUCGGACGAUCUCGACGUGAGACCGGCGUCGUCAACGUUCAACAUUGCCCAACCGCGUUUGGUUCUUGUUCCAGUGGUAUCGUUGCCCUCGUCCUCGCCCCAGUCUCCUCGACGUAUAACAGAUCGCUGGGAAUGACGUCAUCUGAUCUAGGCCAUACUGCACAGCAAUGACCUCGAUCGCCCUCGCGGCAAAAAGAGAGUGGGUGCAAUUAUCUGAGACGCAUGAGACGCAACGGUUAUAGUUCAAAGCACGUCU